AUGGAUUACUACUUCCAAGAUGGAACCACCAAAACACCAGCAGCCUUCCAGAAUGAGCUAACACCUGUAUCUGGUUCAGCUGUGGUUCAGACCAGGAUGAUCUUCAAUUCCUCCUCUCCUGUUCCCAGUGAGAGUUUGGUCCUCAGUGCGAUCCAGACUCUUCUCAGUGCUCGACUGACAAACCUCUCUGACUCUGUAAAAGUGCUGAACUUCACCUACGAGAAAAUUUCAGACACCUCCUAUGCAGUCAACUUCACAUUGAGCAUCAGUAACAUCAGCAUGUCUAAGAACCCUGACUUCAGGAACGACACCUACACCCAAGUGGAGAACAUCAACAAUAACGUUCUAAACACACUUCUAAAUGAACCUGGUGCAGAACCAUUUGAAUCCCAGAGCUCUUUCUUCACGAGUUCAGGAAACCAGGAAAAUGGUGAUAUGGAUUACUACUUCCAAGAUGGAGACACCAAAACACCAGCAGCCUUCCUGAAUGAGCUUAAACCUGUAUUGGGGAAUGUCCUGAUACGUAUUCGUCUAGUUUUUAAGAACUUGACCAGAGUACCUAGUGAGGCUGAUCUUCUCAAUGCUGCUAAUGCUCUGCUGGACUCAAAGAUUAGAAGAAGACGAUCACUUGUAAUACAAACACUGAGUGAUCCUGUGAGCAUACAGGAUGUCAUCUAUGAAAAAAUUGGCAACAACUCCUACAUUAUAAGCUUUGCAUUUCAAAUCACCAAUGUGACCAUCUCCAAGGACCUUCAGCUGAGGAACGGAACAUAUGAUUUAAUUCAAAACACCAUCAACAGCCUGCUGAACACUAUUCUGAAUGUGAAAGAUGCUCCUGCAUUUGUCUUUCCACAAGCAAACUACACGUUUAAUGGUACAGCAAUUGAGGCUAAUUUCGAAUACAUCUUUGUGGAAGGUGAAACCAAGUGGACACCAAGUGGAUUUCUUUCUGCAAUUCUCAACAUUAGUGAGUUGUCGACCUUCACCACUCCUGCUGCUCAAACCGAAUCCACUGUCCAUGUAGUCCUGAGGCCCACCACUCUUGUUGUGGUUCAGACCAGGAUGCUCUUCAAUUCCUCCUGUCCUGUUCCCAGUGAGAGUUUGGUCCUCAGAGCAAUCCAGACUCUUCUCAGUGCUCAACUCACAAACCUCACUGACUCUGUAAACAGGCUGAACUUCACCUAUGAGAAAAUUUCAGAGACCUCCUAUGCAGUCUUCUUCACAUUGAGCAUCAGUAACAUCAGCAUGUCUAAGAACGCUGAACUCAGGAACGACACCUACACCCAAGUGGAGAACAUCAUCAAUAACGCUCUAAACACACUUCUAAAUGACGCUGGUGCAGCACCAUUUGAACCCCAGAGCUCUUUCUUCACGUAA
This is a messenger RNA of Ictalurus punctatus (channel catfish), 1377 nucleotides long. RefSeq lists its product as uncharacterized. The record is from RefSeq and is a predicted model, not a curated record. The coding region runs from base 1 to 1377 and encodes 458 amino acids. Lineage: Eukaryota; Metazoa; Chordata; Actinopteri; Siluriformes; Ictaluridae. The transcript is spliced from 11 exons.